AUGGAGCCUUUGUUACUUCAGGAGCAGGGCGGCUCCCCCUUUUCCGCUGCAGCUGGGCCUGGGGACAAGGUCAGCCCCAGCCCCUGCUCAGAGCUCCUAGACGAGAGCCAGAGUGACCUAGUCAUCCUCCACUUCUACGACGUGUAUGAGGUGGAGUCCAGGCAGGAGGAGCCGGUAGGAGGCGCUGCCAGAUUUGCUGCAGCUAUAAAAAAGUUCAGUUCCCUGGAUUCACUUACAAUAUUUAGUGGAGACUGCUUAAAUCCAUCAGCUUUAAGUUCAAUAACAAAAGGAAAACAUAUGAUUCCUAUAUUAAAUGCAGUGGGAGUACACUUCGCAGUCUUUGGAAACCAUGAAUUUGAUUUUGGUGUUGAUGUUCUGGAAGAUUAUAUACAACAAAUGAAAUUUCCAUGGCUCCUCAGCAAUGUAUAUGACAGAGUUACCUCUAAACCACUAGGCCAUGGCUCAGUAAAAAAAGUAGUUAAAUGGAAUAAUACGAAAAUUGGUUUAAUGGGAUUAGUAGAAGAAGACUGGCUGGAUACCUUGCCUACCAUUAACAAAUCAAACCUAAACUACAUAGAUUAUGUCAAAGUAGGUAAUAAAAUAUCUUCAGAAUUUAAAGCAGAGGGAGCAGGACUUAUAAUUGCUAUGACACACAUGCAAUGGAUUAAUGACAUCAGACUUGCCCAGAACACCCAAGGAAUAGAUCUGGUUCUGGAGGGCCAUGACCAUGAUUAUGGAAUCAAAAAGGUGAAUGUAACUUGGAUUGUCAAAAGUGGGUCUGAUUUCAGGAAUUUCUCAAAAAUAAAUAUAAGAAAGUUUGGUGCAUCAUUUCAGUAUACAUUUCAGAGGAUUGACAUUUUGAGGAACCUAGAAGAAGAUUCUUUUAUAAAAUCAGUGGUGGAUGAUUAUACUCAAAACCUGCAGGUAGGUACAACUUCCUUAAAUAUUUUGAUGACUGAAUCUAUCUUUAGAUUCUCUAUGCUAGGAAAAGUAUCCAUUUCUGACAAUGAGCGUCAACCACCUCUUUUAGAGGAAGUUCUUUGUCCCAUCGACACAGAAUUAGACGGUCGUGUUUCUACUGUAAGAAGAUCAGAGAGUAACCUGGGAAACCUGAUAACUAAUGCAAUGUUAGAAGCUACUCAUGCUGAUGUAGCAUUACUCAAUUCAGGUACUCUUCGUUCAAACCAUAUACAUCCUGCAGGAGAUUUUACUAUGCACGAUCUUUUAACUAUCCUUUCCAUUGUGGACCCACUUCUAGUAGUCAGAAUUACAGGAGGACAACUGUUGGAAGCUCUCGAAAAUGGAGUCUACAGAUAUCCAGCUCUUGAUGGAAGGUUUCCUCAAGUAGCAGGAAUGGAAUUUGGAUUUGAUCCAAAUGCAGAACCAAGGCACCGAAUUAUAAGAGACUCUGUAAAGAUUCAAGGACAAUAUCUCAAGAAGAACAAAGUCUAUCAACUUGCCAUUAAGGAGUACUUAGCUUAUGGAAAGGAUGGCUAUGUAAUGUUUCAGAAUUGUCCUAGAAUGUAUGAUACAGAAACUGCACAGAUAUUUUCCACAGUUGUUGUUAAUCACUUUGAAUCUAUCAAGAUUGUGCAUGACAUCAAAAAGUGCAUCUCCGGUCACCGAAUGAGUUUAAUUACCAAGUCCAAAUCAGCAUCACUAACAGCAUUUAGUGAUUUACCAAAGAAUAAUCUCUUUAUCCGCUAA
Molecule: messenger RNA, 1707 nt
Organism: Terrapene triunguis (Three-toed box turtle)
Lineage: Eukaryota; Metazoa; Chordata; Testudines; Emydidae
Product: trifunctional nucleotide phosphoesterase protein YfkN-like
Exons: 9
Coding region: 1-1707 (568 amino acids)
Biological process (GO): nucleotide catabolic process
Molecular function (GO): hydrolase activity
Source: RefSeq, a predicted model, not a curated record